This is a messenger RNA of Scutellospora calospora, 875 nucleotides long. Lineage: Eukaryota; Fungi; Glomeromycota; Glomeromycetes; Diversisporales; Gigasporaceae. The record is from the annotation of a GenBank genome assembly.
GAUGAUGAAAAGGAUGAUCUAUAUGAUUAUUUGAGUUCAGCAUUCGAAGAAUUUGCGAAAGCUUGGAACACAGUUAUUGACAAAGUUAAAUAUUAUCAAUGCCAUGAACUUCCAGCAACAAAACCUCAAAUCGAUCUUAGUUCUCCCAUUGUAUUUGGUUUAGUGGAACCGAAAGAUACCGGUGUUUAUCUUUGCUCAAUUCUAGAGUAUUUGAUUGGACUACAAAAUAAUUUCCUACAAGAGGUUGCAGAGAUUAAUCCUGACACCUGUUGCUCUCUUAAGUUUUUGGAGGAUAAUUCAUUUAGUAAUAAAAACGAUGCAGCUUCUUCAGCAAACAAAGGUUUUAUUGCUAGAUAUUACAUUCAAUCGAUGCAAAUAGAUCAAAUGCAAGCAAUUAACUUUAUUGAUUUUCAAUGGAGCGACGAUUUCCUUCAACAUAAUCAAAGAAAUCUUGAAAUUGGACAUGGACAGGAUAUUAUAUAUAAUUUGCAAAAAAUUGAAUCUGAACUUGCUCAAUUAUUGGUCUUAGAAAAAGUUUAUAUUAGCACAGCUGAUUCACAAUUAUAUUUAGAACCUUUUCAUUAUCACAUGGAACUAUUUCAAGGUUAUAUGAGAAUCAUCAGUGAAAUUAAAGAUCUAAUUCCACAGAAACAGAUUUCUGCGGAAAAAAUUGGACUUAUUCUCGGUUCUGCAUUUUCUCCAAUAUCUUCUUUUGGAUAUCAACAAUAUAACAUGGAAUCUUUAUCAUAUGACAAUGCGUCAGAACUUCUUUCACAUUUAGAAAUUUUACUUUGUUUUGUUAAAAGAACUUCAGUUGGUGAUGGAGAAAUUUUGAUCGACGAAUAUGUUAAUCAAUGGAUAAAGCUUUCCAACUU